AUGAAGAGAAAUAAAAUAUGUAAACAUGCACCUUUCCUGCUAACUCUCACUCUGUGUGUGAAGAUGAGGUGGUGUGUUGCUGUCGUCCUAAUGGUGCUGCAACUCUGCAGCCAGACGCUGCAGUCUGACCCUCUGCUCUACAUCUCACAGCUUCAGAACGGGCAGGAAAAACCCAGUAAGUCCCAUCAUACCUCCACAGUUUCAUCUAAAGUACCAGAGAUUAUCUUUAUUCUUUGUUUUAAACUUCCAAGAGUUUCAUGCAACCUUUUCUGUCUUUGUUUAAAAUCGUAGAAGUUUUGUCUGUAAUGUCUUCACUGUGACAGGUCAUAAGCUAUUAGUCAUUUUAAUAUGUUUAAAUCUUCAAGAGCAAAGUGGACAUUUUGAUCUGACCCUGAAAGAGUCUUUUAUCUGAAAUUAGACCAAAAUUACCAUCUCUUUCUAUAUCUUCAUCCCGCAGAGCCAUGGCUCAACCCUGCACUGGAAGAAAUCGUUCCUUCCCGGGAAAGCACCGGAACCCCUGAAAUCAGAGACAUCCCUGGAUCUGAAACGACCUCUGACUCCUUUCCCAUGUUCAACGAAUACACUAACCUCAAGUGGGUCACCUGGGACGGCUCCCUCCCAAACGGCGCCGUCGCUAUCUUCAAUGGAUACACUGAACGCAACGACUAUGUCUGCAAAGUCAACUGUGAGGCCGGCUUCUACACUCCCAGCAAAGGAAACUUCUGCCAGUACCCUUACGCCGACAAUGAGUACAGGUCCUCUAAGUUCGAGGUACUGGCCAAUGUAGACCACUUCGAGUUCCUGCAGUGGGUUGAAGACUCAUACGGGUCAGUCCCUCAGUACGCCAUCAAAACCUGCCCCAAUUCAGACAUCUAUGUGGGCAAGAACAAGUAUGGUCUUGGGAAAGUGGUGACCCAGCACGAGGCCUUCUUCCUGCCAUAUGAGGGUGAUGAGUACUGGUACAAGAGCUACCAGGUCCUGGCAAUCAACAGAGAGAGCUACAGCCAGCAUAUCUCCCAUGUCGAGUACCUGAUAGACCAGAUGGAGCUGUUCCACUACCCCCCAGAGGCCCUGAAACUUGCCAAGGUCACUAAUCUUGAGUGCACGAGUGUGCAGAAGACAGUGACUCUGGAGAAGACCAGCAUGGUGGAGAAGACCUGGGACAUUGGUAGAGAGACCCGAAAUGGCUCUGUGUCCACCAUGAAGGCCACAGUUCCUAUCUUGGGCCCGGGCACCGUGGACUUCACCAAAGAGCAGACUGUGUCCUUCUCAGAGGGAACUACCAUGGUGGAGUCUAUGAGCCAUGCUGUGUCCGUGCAGCUGCUCGUCCCGCCAAACCACUCCUGCUCUGUCAGGAUGGACGGUAGGAAGAUGAUGGCUGACAUCCCCUUCACUGGCCGUCUGAGCAGAACCAACUACAAUGGAGAAACACACUGGACCUACAUCUCCGGCACCUAUGACGGGGUCAGCGUUGGAGAGAUCAACGCUGUGGUUGAGAGGUGUCAGCCGGUGGUCAACGCCGUCCCCUGCCCUUAA
This is a messenger RNA of Xyrichtys novacula (pearly razorfish), 1536 nucleotides long. Lineage: Eukaryota; Metazoa; Chordata; Actinopteri; Labriformes; Labridae. The record is from the annotation of a GenBank genome assembly.